Messenger RNA from Meloidogyne enterolobii, 365 nucleotides. The record is from the annotation of a GenBank genome assembly. Lineage: Eukaryota; Metazoa; Nematoda; Chromadorea; Rhabditida; Meloidogynidae.
GAAAAUUUUUUUCUAUUUUUAAGAAAUAUUUUCUAAAAAUAAUGAAUAGUAAUGGAGAUGUACGUAGACCAAAUAAAAUUGUCAGGUUUAAACCAACAGAUCCAAAUGUUCUCCAACCCCUUUCAACUGAAGACAGUAUUCCUGAAUAUAUGAAUAUUUUGGGAAUGAUUUUCUCUAUGAUGGGAUUAAUGAUGAAGUUUAAAUGGUGUUCGUGGGUAGCUCUUUUUUGUUCCUGUGUUUCUUUUGCCAAUGUCCGAGCAUCUGACGACACAAAACAAAUUGUUUCUUCAUUUAUGCUUUCAAUAUCUGCUGUGGUAAUGAGUUAUUUACAAAAUCCAGCGCCGAUUGUACCUCCGUGGGUUUAA